Molecule: messenger RNA, 2402 nt
Organism: Diatraea saccharalis (sugarcane borer)
Lineage: Eukaryota; Metazoa; Arthropoda; Insecta; Lepidoptera; Crambidae
Source: the annotation of a GenBank genome assembly
GGAAAAUUGCGUAUUUUACAAAACUGAAUAUGAUGUGCAGGGAAAUGUUAAAUUUUUUGAUAAUAUCACUGUUUGUUCUUUUACAAAAUGUGAUUCAUACAAAAGCUAUAAAUAAUAUUAUGAACGGAGAUAAUAAAACUUUCUUGUAUAAUAAGUAUAAAUACGACGAAAUAAUCAAUGUAACUGUUAAUAAGACAACUGAGCAAUUCCUUGAUUUUUAUGAGGGAUAUCAUCUUGGGAGCUGCCAUUGGUGGUAACCACCAAAACCAAUAUGCUACAGUUUGAUGACGUCUCUAGGACCCUGUGUCCACACGACGCAGGACCUAAUGUGACGUCGGUGAACAGACCGUCGCUACUAUUGACGACCUCGAGUUCUAACAAUGUAACGGCUACCAUCAAGCUCAGAAGGGUACACGACUUCUUCGUGGAAGUAAACAAGGAAUUGAACCUGACAGUGAAACCCAGUACGCCCAAGUAUUACUACUUCUCAUUCGAUAGCACCCCAGGAAAUGUCACUGUGGGAAAGGGAUGGCGAUACUUGCCGAGGUUUAACUACACAAUCCCAAAGAGUGUGAUACUGCUCAUAGAGUCUGAUGAUGAUAUAUGCGCUACAGUCUCUAUACAGAACAACUCUUGUCCAGUUUUCGACAAUGAGCGAGAUGUACUGUACCAGGGGUAUCACCUAACUAUGACCACUAAAGGAGGCAUUACUUUAACGCAAUCGAUGUUCCCACAAGGAUUCUACAUAGUGUUUAUAGUGCGGGAGAAUGAUGAUGCGUGCACUGGCGACUCGUUCGGCGACCACGGUGAUAGAAUUAAAGAAUUCAGGUUUCGCGUGAUAGCAACAAUGUCGUACUUCGAGUAUUUAGUGGGCGCCCUGGUGACUUUGGCCCUCGCACUGGUGCUAUGCCUCAUUGUUGCGUUGCUACCACUUUGCACAUGCUCAGCACAGGAAAUAGUCGUGGAUACAGAAGUACCCACCACAUCAAGCGGCGAGACCUCCGCGGGUGGGCCACCGCCACGAACAGGGAACGAAUUGGAUGAUGAUUCACUAUCGGAGUCCAUUCCCGAGUGGGAGGGGGAUCUGACUCGACCUUUGACAGUCGCCGGUCUCAGUCGAGCCACGCCCAACGCACACUCGAGACGAUCGGACAGAUACUUUUGGAGUUCGUUGACUGUGGCUGUUGUGUACGCGCUGCCCGUCGUACAACUAUUAAUCACAUAUCAGAGGAUGGUGUUCCAAACGGGCGAUCAAGAUUUGUGCUACUAUAAUUUCCUAUGCGCCCAUCCGCUUGGCACACUCUCCGAUUUCAACCACGUGUACUCAAACGUUGGUUAUAUUGUUUUUGGGCUUAUAUUUAUGCUACAAGUGCGCAGGAGGAACGAGCAGGAGACCGGUAUACCUCAACAUCGCGGUUUGCUAUACUCGCUGGGGCUAGCGUUAGCGAUGGAGGGACUGCUAUCUGCUUGCUACCAUCUAUGCCCCAAUAAGAUGAACUUUCAGUUCGAUUCGUCGUUUAUGUACGUGAUAGCGGUGCUGUGUAUGGUGAAACUGUAUCAAAGUCGUCACGCUGACGUGAACGCUAGCGCGCACGCUACGUUUAUGCUUCUAGCCGCCGUCAUGGCGAUAGGUUUGUUCGGCAUCAUGUAUCCAAGCGUUUACUUCUGGGCACUGUUCACUGUACUUCAUCUUGCCACGUGUUUUGUGCUCACACUUAAGAUUUACUACUUGGGACAGUUCAGAAUCGACAGGUAUGUAGCAUUGCGGGUAUGGCGUGCGGUGGGCGAGCACGGUAGACUCGCGUUCAGGCCGAAUUAUACAGCGCGCGCUGUUCUACUAGCACUAGCGAACAUAGCCAACUGGGCUCUAGCUAUUUACGGCUUGUACGAGCACAACAAAGACUUCGCGCGCCAUCUUCUGGCCAUCCUUAUGGGAAACACAUUCUUGUACACGACUUUCUACGUGGUCAUGAAACUGGUUAACAAGGAGAGGAUAUCUUUACAUUGCACCUUAUAUCUGGUCGGCACGCUCGUCUGCUGGGCGCUUGCUAUCUCUUUCUUUCUCGACGCUAGGACCAAGUGGUCGCAAACGCCGGCGCAGUCUCGUCAACAUAACGCAGUGUGCUCGGUGCUUCAGUUCUAUGAUUCGCACGACGUAUGGCACGUCACAUCUGCCGCCGGCAUGUUCUUAUACUUCAAUAUGUUACUUACGCUUGACGACAACCUCCGGUAUACUCCUAGAGAUAAGAUACCCGUAUUUUAGGCGAAUUCCGCACUGGCAACACUGACUUUAUGAAUGGAGAUUUAUGCCGUCAAACAAAGAUUGCUUUUAUUGAGAUAAAGAUUGUUUUUCUUCAAACGUAUUUAAAAUUGGGUCAGUUUUUGAUUUUCUAUACGCGAUU